Molecule: messenger RNA, 3370 nt
Organism: Balaenoptera ricei (Rice's whale)
Lineage: Eukaryota; Metazoa; Chordata; Mammalia; Artiodactyla; Balaenopteridae
Gene: DCAF16
Product: DDB1 and CUL4 associated factor 16
Exons: 2
Coding region: 884-1534 (216 amino acids)
Cellular component (GO): Cul4-RING E3 ubiquitin ligase complex
Source: RefSeq, a predicted model, not a curated record
AAGAGAUGGAUCCACCCCCUUCAACCGCACCGGUGGGGCGCUUGCGCUUAGGGUCUUUUAAACCGUUUUCCGAGUGGGAAGAGGCGUUUCUAAGAGGAGGAGGAAUUGGCGCCCCCGGAAGUGGUAUCCACCGGAGUGCGAGCCUUGCGGCGGAGUGACUGUUGGAACAGAGCUGGUGGCGCUAGGCUUAGUCGGGUCUUGCGGCUGGGAGUGAGGCGAGGAAGAAGAAAGGAUCCUCCUUGGUCUUCUCAUUCACAGGUUAAGGCUACUUUCCAGAUAGUCCAACAACUAAGUCAGCAGUUUCCAAGGACACUUGCACCACCUAUGGAAAACAUCGGAUCCGUGCACACCAGACAGAUUCUUGACAACUCGUCCCACCAUCCCCCUGCACAAAAGUUGCUGCACCAGCGGACAAAGAAGGCGACCACUGAGUUUCUUUUCAUUACGAAAAUAGAUAUAAUAUCCCUGCCAGCAAAAAAGAGUACACAAAGUGUCUCUUCAUAAUUUCACAACCAGUUGAGACCAUGCUAAGAAAAUCAGCUUGCCUAGAUGAGGACCCCUUCUCUUCUUGGGUAGCCAGGAUUUGAAGGAGAGACUCUGACCUGUGCCACUGGUAAGUGACUAAAUUUUACACACUGAACUGGUCCUGAGAACUGAGCUGUCUUCUUUGUAAGUGAAGAAUAUACAACAUAAUCUUGAAGAACUGCACAGUGGUGCGAGCCAGAGGCAUACUGUGUGUGUGUAACAGACUGAGAAACAGACAAAUGAAUCCUAUUGAAAGGAUUUCUCAUCUUCUGCUUCUAUUUGCCAGUGUUAGUGUUUUACUGGCUUAGAUUGUUACCUUUUUCUGGUACCUUUUUUUCUAUACUGUUGUUCUAUUCUAAUGGGUCCUAGAAAUCCCUCUCCUGACCCCUUAUCAGAAUCAGAAAGUGAGGAAGAAGAAAAUGCUAACUACCUAAAUGAGAGUUCUGGGGAAGAGUGGGAUUCCUCUGAAGAAGAGGACCCUGUGGUGCCCAACCUAACACCUCUUGAGAGUCUUGCCUGGCAGGUUAAGUGCCUUUUAAAAUAUUCUACAACUUGGAAACCUUUAAAUCCUAAUUCCUGGUUGUAUCAUGCUAAACUCUUGGAUGCUAGCACACCAGUCCAUAUACUUCGAGAGAUAGGACUAAGACUCUCCCAUUGCUCCCAUUGUGUACCCAAACUGGAACCAAUUCCUGAAUGGCCUCCUCUAGCUUCUUGUGGAGUCCCACCUUUUCAAAAGCCCCUUAUGAGUCCCAGCCGGCUUUCUAGAGAUCAUGCCACUCUAAAUGGGGCACUGCAAUUUGCCACCAAACAGUUAAGCCGAACAUUGAGUAGAGCCACUCCCAUACCUGAGUACCUAAAACAAAUUCCUAAUUCAUGUGUUUCUGGUUGUUGCUGUGGCUGGUUAACUAAAACAGUUAAGGAAACAACCCGCACUGAAUCCAUCAACACUACUUACUCCUACACUGACUUCCAAAAGGCAGUUAACAAACUCCUAACUGCAUCACUAUAAAGAUCCACCGUUCCUUCUCAUAUCUCUCGUGUUGCCAGUUGAGAAAGGAAUACAGUUCCACAGCCCACAGUUGAGAAACUAACAACGAAACUGUCCUGAUAUGCCAAAAUACGAUCAAGUACUGAAUAUAAUACCCAAGAGUCCUGUAACUCAACUACAGAAGAUGCGCAUUGUGAGCAUUCCCUUUGAAAGACCCUGUGGUUAAAAUGAGAACUUCAGUGGAGAAUUAGUCAAAAGGGACCUUAUUACAAGAGAUAAGUUGACUAUUCUCCACACUUAGUUCUCCCUGCAAUUUACUCUGCCUGUCUAAUGGACUUAACUAGACACCUAAUUAUUAAUGGGAAGGAAAAGGAAGCCACUACCCGAUUUGUUUCCCAACCUUCAGAAUAGCCAUUGUGGAAAGUGGUAAGUUAGCUACUCCCAGUAACACCCUUCUGAGCAUACUUUUCUCUGAUAUUCAUUUCUAGGGAGGUAGUUGAGUUAAAUUGAAUAACUAGAUAAAAGAAAAUGGUGGGAAUAUGGAUUUAUCUCCCACUUUUUAUAUUGGUAGACCUACAUAUGGCACCCUUUAGGAGUUCCUAUUUUGGGGGGAGGGAGUGCAGUAGUGUAGUAGUAGCCUACACUGCUCCAAACCUAUUAUGGAACCUGCAGUUACAGUAUAAACAUUUUAUAGGCUCCCACCAGGCUGUCUCUAGUUAAAGUGGCUUAUAAGAUCAUACCUGGGGAUUAAACAGACACCUGUUCUGUAGGCAAUAGAUUUCCUGCAUCUUGGCAUCCAGACCUUAGUCAAGAACAAAUAAAACCCAUUCCAAAGACCAAUGGGAAAAAAUUAAGAGAGCAUUUAUGUUAGUGGAUUAAAGUAUUUCAUCUGUAUGAUGUUCCCUGAAGCAGUAUUUCAUGCACUUUCCACGUCCAUUGCAAACUUUUCAGGAACUUUACUGCAGAAAAUCUCAGCCUAAUACAGUCUGAAGUUGAAGAGUUUUUUAGCAUCAUUGUUUUUCUACAUCUAGCUUUAGAUUUUUUUUCUGGCUGAAUAGAAAGGAUAUGUACCCUUGUAAAUGAGUCUUGCUGUGUUUAUUUAGAUGAGUCAAAACGUAGAAAUCAACAUACAUAAAAUGCAUGAGACCAGUAAGUCUUUUCACAUACCUCCAAUAAAGAGUGAAACCUUUGUGUGACCCUGGUUGACUGGGCAUCUAAAGGGAAUCAGAAAACAGAUUGUUAAAGAUAUAUCAUAUAUCCUUCCUUAUUUUAGUUUUGCUUUUUCCUAUUCUCCAUAAUUAAGUGCUGUAUACAGUGUGGCAUCAAAAAAUUGAAGCAUUAAUGGAAUCACAAAUUCUAUAAAUGUAUAGCAACUUUAAGGAGAGAGGAGAAUGUUUAUAACCGAAUGAGUAGUUCCUGCUGAACCUUAGUUGCCUCCUCUUGAGGAAAAAGGAGGGAAUUAUAGUAGGUAGAAAAAAAUAUUUGUUAAUGGAAAAUUUGUUACUGAACUGAAACCAUAUAAUGUUAGUGUAACUGAAUGUAUCAGUAACUUCCUGUGUAGAUGUUCUAUGAAGUUGGUUUUUAAAAUGUUACAAAAACCUGUUUCUUUCUUUCUUUGUUUUUUGUGGUUUUUUUUGUUUUUUUUGUUUUUUUUUAGGGGAAGGUGGGAAGAGGUAGAGGGGUCUAAAAAUUAAAAUAUGUUGAUGUUUAUGUAACCAUAAUAUGUUCCUGUGUGUGUGUGUGUGUGUGUGUGUGUAAAAGUGCCUUGUUCAUGAACACAUUUUUGCUGUUCAUUCCCAAAGGAAGCCUUUCCCCAGCUUCCCAGCUGAAUAAACCAACAGCUUUGUACAUGCUGAA